UCAAGAUUGUAAACCAGAUUCCUUUCCAAUGGAUAGCAAGCUUCGCUUAAGCAUUCAAGAUGAACAUUACUUAGAUGAUCCUUCUGUUUACAGAUCAUUAGUGGGAAAGUUGUUAUACUUGACAAACACCAGACUUGAUAUCAGCUUUGCAGUCAACACGUACAUUGGCUCAAUUCAUGCAGAAACCUGGAAAAUCUCAUCUAUCUGCUGCACAUAGAGUUUUGCGUUAUCUUAAGUCUCUAUCAUCAUCUGAUUUACAGUUAAAGGGUUUUUCAGAUUCAGAUUGGGCAAGUUGUGUUGACACAAGAAGGUCCAUCACAGGCUAUUGUAUGUUUUUGGGAGAAUCUCUCAUUUCAUGGAAAUCAAAGAAGCAACAUACAAUAUCUAGAAGUUCAGCUGAGGCAGAGUAUAGAGCCCUAGCAGCAUCAGCUGCUGAAGUCAUUGGUUUGCUACAACUGUUCAAAGAUUUCAACAUUCCUACUUCCAAAGCUACCAUUUUUUGUGAUAGCUAAUCUGCUAUUGCCCUUGCAGCCAACCCCAUUCAUCAUGAACGCACAAAACACGUAGAAAUCGAUUGUCACUUCAUCAGGGACUGGGUCCAAUCUGGCAUCAUCCAUACCCUUUUUGUUCCUAGUCAACACCAAGUUGCUGACUUGUUAACAAAACCACUGGGCAGAGGGCUUUUUCAGUCUCUAUUAACCAAGAUGAACGUACAAAACUUGUACUCUCAUCUUGAGGGGGGGGGGGGGGGGGUCUUGGCACUCAAAACAUACGCUACAUACUUCUCAUGCACACAUACAAAAUAAAACGGAUACAAAAGAAGCCAUGUACACGUGUGAAAACUAACAAGAAUUAUCCGGAAAGUUCUAGAUAAAAUAGUUGUUACAAUUCUGUUAUGUUUACAGCCUAUAAAUAUACUUCUUGUAGCUUGUUGCUAUGAAUGAACUGUAUGAAUCUUGUAAUCUCUUUUCAUGAACAAACGGCUUCUCCUCUUUCCAUACUUGUGUAGCUUUUAUCUUCAAGUUCAGUAGCUUAGUUAACAAUUCCAGAGCCCCUCAACCCAACCUAGCUACCAAGAUAGUUCUGUCUUUUUGAAACGAAUUAUAUAUAUACAUAUAAAAUAGGCACAGCGUGC
Molecule: messenger RNA, 1135 nt
Organism: Cuscuta europaea
Lineage: Eukaryota; Viridiplantae; Streptophyta; Magnoliopsida; Solanales; Convolvulaceae
Source: the annotation of a GenBank genome assembly